AUGGCUUUUGAUCGCCGCUUGGCGUAAUGAACGGAGCACGGUGGGUGUGAUAUUACGCGAAAUACACCCUUGCGUCCCAAUACUAGGUACCUAGUAGUAUCACAACUCCCGACAGAUAUGAGCAUGGGAUCUUCCGUUGAGUCAAAUCCGCCUCGCCAAUGUUUGCAAUGGUACUCCUCUUGGCAGGACCAAGAGGCUUGGCUAUGGAAUUGUUUGUCUUGUGAGGCGCAGAAGCUUUGUUUUCCUCAGAAUUGGGCCUAUACGUGGAAUUGAUUCUUUC
Trichoderma atroviride IMI 206040 is the source of this 280-nucleotide messenger RNA. Lineage: Eukaryota; Fungi; Ascomycota; Sordariomycetes; Hypocreales; Hypocreaceae. The record is from RefSeq and is a predicted model, not a curated record.